Chanos chanos (milkfish) is the source of this 1266-nucleotide messenger RNA. It is a transcript of the gene kcnab2b, whose product is annotated as potassium voltage-gated channel subfamily A regulatory beta subunit 2b. Gene Ontology annotation, molecular function: voltage-gated potassium channel activity; potassium channel regulator activity; transmembrane transporter binding. The record is from RefSeq and is a predicted model, not a curated record. Gene Ontology annotation, biological process: regulation of potassium ion transmembrane transport; regulation of action potential; potassium ion transport. Bases 16 to 1266 code for a protein of 416 amino acids. Gene Ontology annotation, cellular component: juxtaparanode region of axon; voltage-gated potassium channel complex; cytoplasm. The transcript has 15 exons. Lineage: Eukaryota; Metazoa; Chordata; Actinopteri; Gonorynchiformes; Chanidae.
AUCAGCAGCAGCAAGAUGCUGUCCCUUUCGUUCAGUGAGAGCAUGCGAAGCGACAUCGACCGCUACCUGUCCGACCAGGGUCUGUACCCGUUAAGGCAGAGCGAACCAGGUGAGAUGCAGCAACGUCUGCGUGAGGUACGUGCAGCCGCGCAGCUGAAGAACUUGGAGGACUUCCUCAAGAUGAACGGCGUGUCGCUACAGGAGUGCGUGUCUUACCAGACGGGCAUGAGGUACAGGAACCUAGGAAAAUCUGGGUUAAGAGUGUCCUGUCUUGGACUGGGUACAUGGGUAACAUUUGGUGGUCAAAUUACAGAUGAGAUUGCAGAGCAGCUGAUGACUCUGGCCUAUGAGAAUGGAAUCAAUCUGUUUGACACAGCUGAAGUCUAUGCAGCGGGCAAGGCUGAAAUGGUUCUGGGCAGUAUCAUAAAGAAGAAAGGUUGGAGGCGUUCAAGUUUGGUUAUUACCACUAAGAUCUACUGGGGUGGAAAAGCAGAGACAGAAAGAGGACUGUCCAGAAAGCAUAUAAUUGAAGGUUUAAGAGCCUCACUGGAAAGACUACAGCUGGAUUACGUGGAUGUAGUAUUUGCAAACAGACCGGACCCCAACACGCCUAUGGAAGGAGAUCCAUUUAACACCUCAAAAUCAAGAACAUUCAUCAUAGAAGAGACGGUGAGAGCAAUGACCCAUGUGAUUAACCAGGGAAUGGCCAUGUACUGGGGAACCUCACGCUGGAGCUCCAUGGAGAUCAUGGAGGCCUACUCGGUGGCCCGGCAGUUUAACCUGAUCCCUCCCAUCUGUGAGCAGGCAGAGUAUCACAUGUUCCAGAGGGAGAAGGUGGAGGUGCAGCUGCCAGAGCUAUUUCAUAAGAUAGGUGUGGGCGCGAUGACGUGGUCUCCGCUGGCGUGUGGAAUAAUCUCAGGGAAAUAUGACAGCGGGGUGCCCCCCUACUCACGUGCCUCUCUCAAGGGCUACCAGUGGUUGAAGGACAAGAUCCUGAGUGAGGAAGGCCGGCGCCAGCAGGCGAAGCUGAAAGAGCUGCAGGCCAUCGCGGAGAGGCUGGGCUGUACUCUGCCCCAGCUGGCCAUCGCGUGGUGUCUGAGGAAUGAAGGGGUAAGCUCUGUGCUUCUGGGGGCAUCUAGCACAGACCAGCUCAUGGAGAAUAUAGGAGCCAUACAGGUUCUUCCAAAGUUAUCAUCUUCAAUCAUCCACGAGGUGGACAGUAUUCUAGGCAACAAGCCAUACAGUAAAAAGGACUACAGGUCCUAG